Exaiptasia diaphana is the source of this 590-nucleotide messenger RNA. RefSeq lists its product as uncharacterized. The transcript has a single exon. The record is from RefSeq and is a predicted model, not a curated record. Bases 37 to 579 code for a protein of 180 amino acids. NCBI's taxonomy places the organism in Eukaryota, Metazoa, Cnidaria, Anthozoa, Actiniaria, Aiptasiidae.
CUACGAAAAACCACAGCAAAGUAUCCUAUCAAGAGAAUGGAUUUCAAAGUUUUUUCUGUGCCAAACGGAGCCUUAAACACUUCUCAAGAUAACGUUUUUAACGGUCAAGUUCCAAAAUGUAUUUACGUGACCAUGGUAGACAACGAUGCUUAUUCAGGAAACUACAAGAAAAAUCCUUUCAAUUUUAAAACUAACGACCUCAGUUUCCUAGGAGUCUACGUGGACGGUGAGCCGUUACCUGGUAAACCACUUCAACCAAGUUUUGAUCCAGCAAAAGGAUUAGGUUUUAUCUCUGCCUAUCAGUCAAUGUUCACAGGAACUGGGAUGAUGUUUGAGGAUCUUGGAAAUGGUAUAAGUCGAGACGAGUUCAAUCAAGGCUAUGGUAUAUUUUGUUUUGAUUUGACACCUGACUUGAGCAACGGCGCGCACUACAACUUGAUAAGAAAGGGAAAUCUUCGCCUUGAGCUUCAGUUUGCCAAAACCUUACCACGAAGUACUAACAUCAUAGUUCUAGCUGAGUUUGAAAACCUGAUCGAAAUUGAUAAUCAAAGGAACGUUUUGUUUGACUUUACAAACUAACAUGAACACCC